CAGGAGGGCUCGGUCUAGAAGCUUCUUUGGUUCUGAAUGAAGGACUGGGCUUGAGUACUGAGCUACCUGCCUGCGGAGCCACAGAUUCCCAGAUUAUUCCUGGGUUACCACAGUCAGAACAGCAACCAUGGCCAGCGCCCCAGUGACUUUCUCCUUCUCCCUUGCCCACUUCCUUCUCUUCGUCUUCAUGGCUUCCACCAUUUUCCAUCUCCAGCAGAAACUAGUAAAUAUUCAGCCCCUGUCCAAGGUGGAGAUGCUUCCAAAACCCCCGGGGUCCCCAGCAGCCACGGAGGUGACAGGGAGCAGGGAGCUGCAGGGCAUGUUCACCAUCAACGCCAUCGGCCGCCUGGGCAACCAGAUGGGCCAGUACGCCACACUGUUUGCGCUGGCCAGGAUGAACGGGCGGCCUGCCUUCAUCCCUGAGUCCAUGCACAGUACGCUGGCGCCGAUCUUCAGGAUCAGUCUCCCGGUGCUGCACAGCUCCACUGACAGGCAGAUCCCGUGGCAGAACUACCAUCUCAACGACUGGAUGGAGGAGCGCUACCACCACAUCCCAGGACGGUAUGUGCGUCUCACAGGGUACCCGUGCUCCUGGACCUUCUACCAUCACCUGCGCCCGGAGAUCCUGCAGGAGUUCAGCCUACACGACCACGUGCGGGAGGAGGCCCAGGCCUUCUUGCGGGGCCUGCGGGUGAAUGGGAGCCGGCCCCGCACCUUUGUGGGCGUCCACGUGCGUCGUGGGGACUAUGUACACGUCAUGCCCAAGGUGUGGAAGGGUGUGGUGGCUGACCGAGGCUACCUGGAGCAGGCCCUGGACAGGUUCCGGGCUCGCCACCAGUCCCCAGUCUUUGUGGUCACCAGCAACGGCAUGGCCUGGUGCAGAGAGAACAUCAACAUCUCCCGAGGGGACGUGGUUUUCGCUGGCAAUGGUAUCGAGGGCUCUCCAGCCAAAGAUUUCGCGCUCCUCACACAGUGCAACCACACCAUCAUGACCAUAGGGACUUUCGGGAUUUGGGCUGCCUACUUGACAGGUGGGGACACCAUCUACCUGGCCAACUACACCCUCCCGGACUCUCCCUUCCUCAAAAUCUUUAAGCCAGAGGCAGCCUUCCUACCUGAGUGGGUGGGAAUCCCUGCAGACCUGUCCCCACUCCUUAAGCACUAAUGCAAGCCUGUCCCUGACCACUGUGGCAGGACCCAAGGCAUUCACAGCAAGACCCUUCUGCCUUGUACAAGCAUGCCUUGGGAUGCAAGCAAGAGAAUGCUAACAUGUUCAAAGAACAUGUUCACAGGCUGAGCACCACCAGAGCAGGUGUGAUCCAGCUCCAACAUUCAUUUACUAAACAGCUUAGAUACAUCAUAAGUGACCCCAGUUCCCUCUAUAUUCUUGGGGUGCCAUCAUUUCUAAGCACAGCUGCCUAAAGAUGCCCAAACGGCAGCAACGUACUGAUAACCAUUGCAGCAAGAGAAGGCUCAUCCUUAGCUUGAGUCCCUUUUGAAAGCUCAAGGAAACCUGUAUUCAUCCAUUGUUUUGCUUGUCGUUGGUACCCUGUUCCCAUGGGCUCCUUCUUUGUCCUAAUCAGGCUAUCUGAGAAAAAGCCAUGUUGCUAUUUAACAUAAGUGUAACAACGUCACAAGCCCACCUUAGCAGCCCUCCCUUCCUGGAGUAUAUAUCAUCAAGAGCAGGGAGACCAGAGUGGCUCCGUGAGCCCUAGGGGCUUCUUCUUGCUCUUUCAGAAUGUGUCAUCAUCUGUUACACAGUGGGUGCACCCCAUAACACUCCUCUCACAAAGACCUUGGAACCACCAUUACCAACACAGCCAGGAGGAUCUGACUUAUAGAGUGGGGUGUGGUGGUGCCUUCCUGCCAUUCUAUCAUAGGGUAGGCUGAGGCAGGAGUGUCCAAGAGUUGGAGGCAAGCCUGGGCUACAUUGUGAGACCCUAUCAAAAAG
Nannospalax galili (Upper Galilee mountains blind mole rat) is the source of this 1951-nucleotide messenger RNA. Its product is annotated as galactoside 2-alpha-L-fucosyltransferase 2. NCBI's taxonomy places the organism in Eukaryota, Metazoa, Chordata, Mammalia, Rodentia, Spalacidae. Bases 128 to 1165 code for a protein of 345 amino acids. The record is from RefSeq and is a predicted model, not a curated record. Gene Ontology annotation, molecular function: galactoside 2-alpha-L-fucosyltransferase activity. Gene Ontology annotation, cellular component: membrane. The transcript has 2 exons. Gene Ontology annotation, biological process: carbohydrate metabolic process.